AUGCUCUUCACACGUCUUCUCUCAAUCAUCCUGCGCACGGCGCAAUGGGUCUUUGCUGCUAUCGUCUUGGGUCUAUCGGCAUACUUUGUUUACCAAAGAUCGCGAUAUCAUGUCGGGCCUCUAGGUCGUUUGAUCUUCGCCAUAAUUUGGUCUUCGCUCUCCAUUCUCUUCGCCGUCAUCUGGGCUAUCCCCACCAGCUCUAGUAUCACCGGCUACACAUCCGACUUUAUAUUUACAGCCGGUUGGGCCGCUGUCUUCGGACUUCUUGUUAGCUGGUUCAACGGCCGCGGCUGUGGUAGUGCGUGGGCUUGGAGCGGUGUAUCCUUUAGCCGCAACAACUCAUGCGGUCAAUGGCGCGCUGCUCAAGCCUUCUCCUUCUUGUCCAUGAUCCUUUGGUUGGCGACUGCUAUCCUUGGAAUAUUGACAGUACAUCGCCUUAGGGGCCGUGCUGCUGGUCGUGGCUCGCGAGUCUAA
This is a messenger RNA of Alternaria postmessia, 474 nucleotides long. RefSeq lists its product as uncharacterized. The transcript is spliced from 3 exons. The record is from RefSeq and is a predicted model, not a curated record. Bases 1 to 474 code for a protein of 157 amino acids. Gene Ontology annotation, cellular component: membrane. NCBI's taxonomy places the organism in Eukaryota, Fungi, Ascomycota, Dothideomycetes, Pleosporales, Pleosporaceae.